AUGAGUAUGAUAAAGGGGAAUUGUGGAGAGAUUGUAGUUUAUAGGAAUGAUAAGUCAAUUGUACUGUACAACCAAACGGGACAAAUUAGAGCAUUGCCAAUCUAUAAUAUAGCCCAAAAUGAAAAUGGUAACGUAUGCCCGUUCUGCGGAAGCCUUUUGAGCGGAGAUAAGUAUAAUUAUAUUGCAAAGGCCUACUUCUACCUCUUACAAAACUCAUUCCAGAAUUUCACAAGCCAAGAUUUAAACGAAUACCCAAAUGGUAACAUUUUGUCAACUUUAGAAUUAAACGAAAAUUAUAAUAUUAACUCUAACCAGUUGAAACAAAAUACGUUCAAGGAUAAUAGUUUUAAUGGAAAUACACUCAAGAGCUAUAUGGUUAGAAAUAGUAGUUUUAGUAGAGAAAGUGAAGAAGUGGUUUUGUUAGAGGAUGAAGUAAAAGAAGCGGAAGGUAAUGAUUUGAUUCUUGAAGAAGUGAUUGAAUUGCCAAAAAAUAUACCCAAAUAUCUCUUAAUCACGGGAUAUUAUAAACGAUUUUUCAUAGAAGGGCCGAAAUUAGGCUCUGGUUCAUAUGGCCAUGUGUAUAACUGUAUACACAUUCUAGAUGAACUCAUACUAGGUGAAUAUGCGGUUAAGAAGAUCCCAAUUGGUGAUGAUAUGGAGUGGCUAAAAAAGGCUAUAAAGGAAAUAAAAAUAAGAGAAAAUAUAAAGCAUAAAAAUGUGGUGGAUUAUAACCACUCAUGGCUAGAAAUGUACAGGUUGAAUGAAUUGUGCCCGUACAUACCAUACCUGUUCAUACUAAUGGAAUACUGUAACGGGGAUAAUUUAUACAAUUUUAUACAAAACAUCUACAACAAGUCUAGUAUUGAAUGUUUAACCGACGAUGAAGUGAUGGUGAUUUUUAUUGAUAUUUUAAACGGCUUGAAUUACUUGCACAAGAACUUCAUAAUUCAUAGAGAUUUAAAGCCCUCGAACAUUUUGCUAAAGUUCGGAAACAGCUCAAUCACACUCAUGAUUUCAGACUUUGGAACAUGUGAAGUUUUCUCACAAAAAUCAUCAAAAACCGGUUUUACAGGGACCAUCGAAUACACGGCACCUGAACUCCUGAUUUCAUAUUACAAUACUGUUAUUAAGGCGCCAGGCUCUGAUGAGUUUGAUGCCUCAACGUCAGUGGUGGACGAUAAUAAGAUAGAUUUAUGGAGUCUGGGAGUCAUAUUAUACUAUAUAUCGUAUGGAACUUUACCCUUCUAUUCAGAUGAUAUAAAAGAAUGCGUAAAGUUAAUUAUCUACUCCAAACUCAAAAUUCCAAACCACCCAAAUAGAUCAAAACUCAUUAUAAACUUGAUAUAUAAUUUGUUGUCCAAGAACAGUAAUUCGAGAAUGAAUUGUGAUGAUUUGUUGAGUAUAUCAGACAUUAAUAAAUAUCUCGGAAAUAAUGAACUUAAUCAACAAAUCAGAUUCCAACUAUAUCAACGCUUUAGACCAUAA
Molecule: messenger RNA, 1485 nt
Organism: Theileria annulata
Lineage: Eukaryota; Apicomplexa; Aconoidasida; Piroplasmida; Theileriidae
Product: serine/threonine kinase, putative
Exons: 5
Coding region: 1-1485 (494 amino acids)
Biological process (GO): protein phosphorylation
Molecular function (GO): protein kinase activity; ATP binding
Source: RefSeq, a predicted model, not a curated record